AGUCCCAGCGUGCUUUGCGGGACAACAAGGGACGGAAGGCAAAGAUUCGUGACCGUCUGAGGGGAAAAUAAUUAUUUAAUAUAUAGAUAAGACAUUGGGAUAAUAUUACUUUAUAAAUAAGUACAUUUAGUAUUAAUUUUUUUUUAGAAUUUACACUGUUGUUUGCGUGGGUGGACGCAUUGUAGGGAAUUGCCCGGGUUUGAUGCGCGGAUCCGCUCAUUCCGAGCUGUCGAUGGUGCAGAAAGAGAAGGCGGCCGGAGGGCCGGAGGAGGGCGACACUGAUACUGUACCCCCUACUGACUCUAGCCCUGCUCCCGCCCCGACACCCGGGCCUGGCCCUCCAGACUCCGAGACCAGCCACUCGAACCCGGCUGGCGACGCAGCUGCGGCCGCUCCUGAUCCACCCCCUCAGGAGUCGGCCGCGGCCAAUGGCGGACUGGAUAAUCGCCCUCUGCCCCAACGCCCCGAUCCUGUCGGCGGCGAGAAGAAGAAAUUCCUGUGCGGCGUUGUGGAAGGAUUUUAUGGCCGCCCUUGGAGCAUGGAACAGAGGAAGGAACUGUUCCGAAGAAUGCGCAAGUGGGGAUUGAACACGUACCUGUAUGCACCAAAGGAUGAUUACAAGCAUAGGAUGUUCUGGCGGGAAAUGUACUCUGUUGAAGAAGCAGAACAAUUGAUGCAGCUAAUAUCUGCUGCAAAAGAACACGAUAUUGAGUUUGUCUACGCCAUAUCUCCUGGUCUUGAUAUCACAUUCUCAAAUCAGAAAGAAGUUGCUACCCUGAAACGUAAAUUGGAUCAAGUGUCACAGUUUGGAUGCAAGUCUUAUGCAUUGUUAUUUGAUGACAUUGACCACAAUAUGUGCCCAGCAGACAAAGAGGUGUUCAGCUCAUUUGCACACGCACAACUGUCUGUUACUAAUGAGAUCUAUCAGUACUUGGAAGAGCCAGAACAUUUUUUGUUCUGUCCUACAGAGUACUGUGGGACCUUUUGCUACCCAAAUGUUGCACACUCUCCAUACCUUCGGACUGUUGGAGAUAAACUACUUCCUGGCAUUGAUGUGCUGUGGACUGGUCCGAAGGUGGUCUCCAAAGAUAUCUCUGUGGAAUCCAUUGAAGAAGUCACCAAAAUACUGAAGAGACCACCUCUUAUCUGGGACAAUCUGCAUGCCAAUGAUUAUGAUCAGAAGCGCCUCUUCCUAGGACCAUACAAAGGGCGGUCAACUGAACUAAUUCCACGGCUGAAAGGAGUACUGACGAACCCUAAUUGUGAAUUUGAAGGGAAUUUUGUUGCCAUUCACACCCUGGCGACAUGGUACAAAUCCAACAUGAAUGGUGUGAGAAAAGAUGUUGUGAUGACUGACACAGAAGAGAGUACGGUGUCCAUUCAGAUAAAACUUGAAAAUGAAGGUAGUGAUGAGGAGAUAGAAAUGGAUGUCUUGUACAGUCCCCAGAUGGCUCUGAAGAUGGCUAUAUCAGAAUGGCUGCAGGAAUUUGGAGUGCCACAUCAGUACAACUGUCGAACAGUCCCUCACAGUGGCGCAAAGACAAAUGCAAUUGAUGUAGGGACACUUGACACGCCCUGCCUGAAUUCCUCCACGACAGUGACGACAGUCUACCAACAGCCUAUCAUGAGUCAGGGAAGCCCCCUGAGUGGUGAACAAGCCCCACUAGCAAAGGAAGAAGAGGAUAAAAAACAACAGUCUGAUGAAGAACCAAUGGAGAUGGUAGUUGAAAAACCCGACGAACAGGAAGCCAAAAAUGUUAAUCAAAUCCUUACAGAUAUUGUCAAGGCCAAAAUGUCUGAGGAUCUCAAACCCAUGGAGAUGGACAAAGAUAGUAUUGCUGAAUCUAAGUCUCCUGAGAUCUCCAUGCAGGAAGACUCUGGCAGUGAUAUUGCACCCAUGCAGACAGAUGAGCAGAUGAAUAAGGAGCAGUAUGUCCCGGGUCCCAAUGAAAAACCGCUAUAUACAGCUGAAGCUGUGACUCUGGAAGAUCUAAAUCUCUUGGCUGAAAUGUUCUAUCUGCCUUAUGAACAUGGACCCAAAGCUGUUCAGAUGCUGAGGGAGUUUCAGUGGCUUCGGGCUAAUAGUAGUGUUGUUAGUGUGAACUGUAAAGGGAAAGAUGCUGAAAAGAUUGAGAAGUGGCAUUUCAGAGCUACUAAGUUUGAAGAAAUGUGCUGUGGUGUAAUGCAGAUGUUUACCCGUCUUGCCAACUGUGAAAACCGAUCCAUUCUAUAUGACCUAUACCCAUAUGUCUGGGAUAUAAAGGGUGUGGUAUCUAUGGUGAAAUCGUUUGUCCAGUGGUUAGAUGGAAGAAUCCUCAGCACAAGUUACUACAGCUGUGGGAUCGACAACGCCAGAUGGUGUCGUAGUCAAUCUUCAGCACAGUUCUUGAGUGGCGACCAAGAACCCUGGGCCUUUAGAGGUGGUCUAGCAGGAGAGUUUCAGCGUUUGUUACCAAUUGAGGGGGCAAAUGACCUCUUCUACCAGCCACCACCAGCCAUGCCUACCUCAAAAGUGUACACAAUUAGGCCGUACUUUCCGAAAGACGAGGCCUCUGUGUACAAGAUCUGUAAGGAGAUGUAUGAUGAUGAAAUGGAUGGCGACUCAAUGUCAUAUCAGCCAGAUAUUGUAGGGGACAGUUUGGUCGGAGGUCUUCUGACGUUGAGCCCGGAUUAUUGCUUCGUUUUAGAGGAUGAGGGCAGUAUAUGUGGUUAUGCCCUUGGAACUGUGGAUGUGAAACCAUUUUGUAAAAAAUGCAAAGUGUCCUGGAUACCCGCUAUGCGGGAGAAAUAUAUUAAACCAGACCCUAGUCAAAAUCUUUCCGAAGAACAGAAAAUGAUGUUGAGCUUCCAUGAAGAGCAGCAAGGCCUACCGGAAAGCUUCCUCGCCACCUUCCCAUCAUUAAUUAAAGUAGAUGUGCACUCAAAAGUGACAGAUCCUAGUGUUGCUAAGAGUAUGAUGGGAUGUUUGCUUUCAUCGUUGAAAGCUAAUGGGUCCCGAGGAGCAUUCUGUGAAGUAAAACCCACUGAUCGACGAGGUCUGGAAUUCUACAGAAAGCUGGGCUUCUUGGAGUUAGCUAAAAUGGAGGGAUUUCCUAAAGAGAUGUUAGUUCUUGGAAGGAACUUGUAACAGAAAUCUGUGCAACGUAGUGUAAUUAAAGGAUGUGUAUAAUUAAAUGUAUCUAAAUUUAGCCUUAAGCUGAAUAACCUGUGUUUAAUAAUGUUUUAUAUUUUCUUUUUUAAUUUGCAAUACAUAAUGAGGUGAACUUGAUUUAGAUGGCACUUUGAGAGUUGGGUGGAACUCCACUGAUGCAGUAACAAAGCAUUAUCUUCCUUGUUCUGUUUUAUACCCUUUUCUAUUCCUCCCACUUUACAUGAGCAAUUGUUCGGUAUCAGAAGGGAAGUUGACAAGGUGGUGCCUAGUUCUCUCACUUCAGACACUAGUCCCAAGCUGAUGGUGUGAGCUUGCUGUGCAGGCAGUUGAACUACCAUGUCAAAACUUGGUUGUUUUUAAUAACUGACUAUCUACAGAGGAGCGUGUGGAGUUUUCUGUUUGCAGUGAUAAUUGAGCUCAGUUCAUUGUUGAUGGGUGGGAGGCUUUGGGACUUCAACUGGUAUCUGGUCUCCUUUCUGCAUUUUGUUUUGAAUCCUAUGGAAAGUAAUGGACUUUGCCUGUCUUUAAAACACACAUUAUAUUUAGAUAUUCUCAUUUCACUGUAUUAAAUAAAUUGUUUCUUGAUAAAGAAACAUGCUGUAAAUGUUGAAAAUCUGAAAUAAUUGCGACAGUGCUGGGAAUACACAGCAGGUUAGUCAAAAUCUUUUAAAAGUUAAUAUCAGAAUAAUACUUUUGGGUGCAAAACCUUUUAUCAGAACCUAAUUUGAACUAUACCUUCAAACCAUUUAGUGUGUGAAUGUUUCUUGUUUGUAUAAAGACUAACUUUCAAGUUAGACUUCAGUCAUUGGAUUUCACCAGGCACAAUGUUAACUUAGUAACAUGUCCCACAGUCAUUGUUAGCAGCAGUCCUGUAUGUGACUACCAUCCCAUCUUAUUGCUGUUAAGUGUUGAUAGUUAUGUAUUAAGUGAUGGGUGUGACAGUUUCUGUCCUCCCCACGGUAUGACAUGGAAUGUAAUAAGCUCCCAGAUGUCUGUUUCUAGUCAGUUUUUUUUUUUGCAAAGGUGGUUAAGGCAAAAAUGGAUAUAGAUCACAACAAAUGUACACCUUGCAGUCUCUGGUUUCGCACCUUCGUUUGUUGUGUGGACCAGAAAUUGUUUCCAUUGUGGUCUUUUUCCUUUGCAUUAUAUUUGUGGUAUCUCUCAUUGUCCCUGAUACUUUGAGUAUGCAUCUCAAAUGUUGAUGUCUCCUGACAGAAACAGUUUCUCAGUUGGUUGCUGACACACAGAUGUGCUGGUCUAGUCACACCAUGAUCUGCUAAUGCAAUUAGUCAAUCAACCCUCCCCAGACAUUACUUAGAACUACUACUUGGAAUGCAUUCCUCAAUAACCUAUUACUCAAACCAUUAUCACAGUCUGCACCAUUCUCACUUUCUAACCUUCUGUUCUUGUUCUAUAACCCCUUCAAUAUGCAAUAAAUAGAGCCUGUCUUGCAUUACUAAAUAUUUACUCCUAUACUUGAAGAAUUAAUUAAGUCAUGCGGAUAAGUAUUGGCAUGUUUUUGACAUUCAGUUCAUACAACCCAUCACAUUGAUAUCAGGAGAAAAGGCUGAACAUCACCUUUGACAGUGCUUAGGAAAGCCUAAGAUUCCCUUUUAGCUGCAGCAUUUCUUAUUCAAUCAUGAGGCGAGGGCAUCGCUGGCUCGACUAGCAUUUAUUGUUCACCCUGAACUGCACAAAAGGCAGUUAUGAGUCAACUGCAUUGUGGGUCUGGAGUCACACGUAGACCAGACUGGGUGAGGAUGGCAGAGUCCUUCUGUAAAGGGCGUAGUGAACUAGAGGGCUUUUUCUGGUAAUCUGACAAUAGUUUCAUGGUCAUCAUUAGACUUUUAAUUCCAGAUUUUGUUUUUUAUUGAAUUCAGGUUCCACCAUCUGUCAUGGUAGAAUUUGAACCCAAGUCCUUAGAGCAGUCUUAAUGGUUUAGUGAUAAUACCACGAAGCCAACACUUCCCAAUCUCAAUUGACAAAUGAGUGCGUGAGCUAAGAUUUCACUCUUUUUGGUUUCUCGCACACCCUGGUUCCGUUUGUGCAAACCCCUACUCUCAUGUUUCCACUUGCUGGAGAUAGAUAAAUUUGUUUUUCUGUCUUCACUAUACUGAUGGAAGCAUUCCUGCAACCAUUGUCUAUUACAAUUUUCUGUCUGAUAUCUUGUUCAAAUGGCACACUUCCUUGUUUCCCGAAUACUGUGUUGAGUGAGAAGUAGCUGAAAUUCAUGUUAAUUCCCAUUCAUUCUUGUCUUCUUUCUUGUAUUUUCAAACAUUUAGCCUACACUUGCAUACACUGUACAGAUCUAUCCUUUUCCUUUACUUCUUACCCUUCAUGACUUCUAUAAAUCAAGCAGUACUUUUGAUUGGGGUCAAAAGCCUCAUCUCCGACCCAACCCCAACUGUCCCCUUGAACAUUGUUUGCACCAUGUGCCAUUCUCCUGAGUCACUUUAAAUCAUAUGUAAAAGCUACCUUUACUGAACAAUGUGCACAUUUGGAAUCCAGAUUUUAAAAUUAAAUGUUUUUAUUUGGACAGAGAAAAUGGAGCACAAAAUAUUCAGUUAUUGUUCAGGUUGCAUGCAUGGAUAGAUCGUGGAUAAUUAAAAAUUUGUUUUUACAGACAGAUGUAUGGACUAAUCCAUUUUGAAUAUCUGUUUCAUAAAACCAGAUUAACACCUUUUUUCCCCUUUCUGCCUCAUUUAUUCCCUGCCCCUAUUUCUCAAGAAAUAUAAAGCUGCACUAUAUUUCUGCACACUAGCUGAGGUUUCCUGACUACAUACUUGAAAUUGCCAUUGCUUGCCUGCUUCCUUUGGUUGUCUUGUAAUGGGUUUUUUGUUGCGCAGGUACAAGAAACCAAGAGGAGAAAAUGGUUGCAUGUAGGUGGGGUUGCUUGGCAGUACAUGGACUGUUCUGAAGGAUUGCUGCAUAUAGGAAGUCUGUGGGACAUCCAAAAGUGGAAAGCAGGGCAGAAAGCUCUGCCAAGUCAUUUUCUUCAAGGGGGAGGAAAGAAAACAGUCAGUGCUGCAAAGUAUUUAGUUCAAUUUAAAAUUAACAGAUUGAAUAAAAUGUCUGGUGGUGUAUCAUUUUUCCUAUUUCAAAUGCCAACCUGCUGUGUAUUCAGGGAUAUUUCUUAUUUCCACAUAGUUAUGUGAACAUACCCCUUGUUAAACAUUUCUCCAAAUUAAUUUGGGAAAAGGAGGGUCAUCCCCUUGAACCACUUCAAUUCAUUUAUUAUCACUGAAUACCUAUAUCAAAAGGUUCCAGAGGUUUGAUCCAGUAAUAGUGAUGUAUUCCAAGUCAGAGAGAAAUUUGCAGGUGAUGGUGUUCCCACUUGUUUGCUACCCGUAUCCUGGGUAGUGGUGCUCAUUGCAUGUUUCAGUGCUUCUCCUGCAGGGAUAAAUCUCUUCGUGUUUUGUGACCAGAUAAAAUGAAAUAGUGUGGAAAAUUAUAUUUAUCAUAACACAGUAGUAGAGUUACAGAUUCUAUUCUCCUGAAACCCACUCUGGUUACUGAAAAUAUUUUGAGCUGUAUAGCAGUGUGACACAAUAUUAGUUCCACAGAACCAUAGGGCACAUGGCAAUGACAACUUACUGUAAAGUGUAUUACUGCUGAUCAUUACUAUAAUUAGCAUGAUAAAUAUAACAGCUGUCAAUACUUCAUUUAUUUCUGGUUGGAAUUUAGCCACUCUUCUGCUUUAACUUUUGCACCCCUCUUUUUGAAAAAGCACAGACAUGCUGCUAGAUCUUGAUACCUGGUGCUCAUUCACCAAAGCUUCCAACACUCAUCAGUGGAGAGCAAGCCCAGACAUGGAAAGAACUGUGUACAUAUAAAUUUUUUUUUAAAAGA
Messenger RNA from Stegostoma tigrinum, 7000 nucleotides. RefSeq names its product O-GlcNAcase (gene oga). The coding region runs from base 203 to 3127 and encodes 974 amino acids. The transcript is spliced from 17 exons. The record is from RefSeq and is a predicted model, not a curated record. Lineage: Eukaryota; Metazoa; Chordata; Chondrichthyes; Orectolobiformes; Stegostomatidae. Gene Ontology annotation, biological process: glycoprotein metabolic process. Gene Ontology annotation, molecular function: beta-N-acetylglucosaminidase activity.